UAGUAGUGUAGCUUAGAUUCGGAUCCUUCUGGCUGCCUAUGCUCGAGCUGCUGCUUCUAGGGAGGAGGCCAAUAGGGACCCUGUGUCGGCCAGGCUGUUGUAGUGUUGAAGUCCAUAUCUAGUCCACUCAAGUCUUCCAGACCACGUGCUUUGUGCUUUGAGACCAGGAGAACCUUGGUGUUCUGAAAUGAAGAUGGAGGCAGUGGGAAAAGCAGAAGAACUUGUUGAUUUGGAAGUUCCACCAAAGACUUCUGAAAAGCAAGAGACGGCUCUUGAUGAAGAUGAACAUAUAGAACUGGGGGGACAAACUCAGAAAGACACUGUGCCCACUGCAGCAGAUUCUAUAGUGCUCUCUUCAAUGCCUUGCUUACUAAUGGAACUGAGACCAUCUGCAGAGAACAGCAAGCCACUGGGUGGUCGAGUUUAUGAGAGUGAUUCUUCUAAUCAUUGCAUGCUUUCCCCUUCUUCCAGUGGGAAUUUGGCUGACUCAGAUACAUUGUCUUCCACAGAAGAGAAUGAGAGCUGUCAAGCUGAAGCUGCUGUAGAGGGAGACCUUUCCACAAUGUCUGAGGCUGCAGUUGGGAGGAAAUCCAGGCGAUCUAGGUCUGGAAGUGAAACUUCAACAAUGGCUGCUAAGAAAAAUCGACAGUCUAGUGAUAAGCAGAAUGGUCGAGUUACCAAAGUAAAACGAAGCCAAAAGCACAAAGAAAGAAUCCGGCUCUUAAGACAGAAACGGGAGGCAGCUGCUCGCAAGAAGUACAACCUGCUGCAGGACAGUAGUACCAGUGAUAGUGACCUGACAUGUGACUUGAGCACGAGUUCAUCAGAUGAUGAUGAAGAGGUUUCAGGGAGCAGCAAGACAAUCACUGCAGAGAUACCAGAUGGCCCUCCAGUUGUAGCUCGUUAUGAUAUAUCAGACACAAAUUCAGACCCAGAAGUGGUAAAUGUGGAUAAUUUGUUGGCGGCUGCAGUAGUUCAAGAGCACAAUAAUUCUUUAGGAAAUGAAGACUCGGGAUCUACCUGGAGAACCAGAGGGCUACUAGAUCAUUUGACUGCUGGUACAGGUCAUUUGGAUCCAGGCUUCCUCGCAAGCAAUAAAGCCUCUUCUGGUAAUACUCAAAUCAAUAAAGAAAUUAAUAUCGCCUCUUCUGAUAGCGAAGUAGAGAUUGUUGGAGUUCAGGAACAUGCCGGGUGUGUGCAUCCCAGGGGAGGUGUGAUUCAGAGUGUGUCUUCCUGGAAGUAUGACUCAGGCUCACAGUACAUUAACACUCAGCAAACCCAAUCGUGGACAGCUGUGACCCCUCAGCAGAAUUGGUCUUCACCCCCAGAAGUAGUAGACCUCACUUUGGAUGAGGAUUCCAGACGAAAAUAUCUAUUGUGA
Messenger RNA from Calypte anna (Anna's hummingbird), 1381 nucleotides. RefSeq lists its product as uncharacterized. Gene Ontology annotation, biological process: ubiquitin-dependent protein catabolic process. The record is from RefSeq and is a predicted model, not a curated record. Gene Ontology annotation, molecular function: ubiquitin protein ligase activity. The transcript has 5 exons. NCBI's taxonomy places the organism in Eukaryota, Metazoa, Chordata, Aves, Apodiformes, Trochilidae. Bases 188 to 1381 code for a protein of 397 amino acids.